GUACUCCAUUUGGAGUGCAUCAGCCAUCCUCGCUUCAAUUUGGAGACUCCAAGAAGCUUCUGCAGAGCUGCCCAGAAGCAAAAGCGUUGGACACUCCCUGGUCUGUCAGUACCCUGUACAACCGAAACUUGUAUUUCUAUAUUUACUGGAUUCAGCAUCACCUUCUUGUCACUGCCAUUGGCACUGUGGGCUGUUUGAUUUUGCUCCUGUGGCAGCGUGGCUUGUUUGCGAUGGGCUGCGCAGGCAAAGUGCAAUCUGCGUAG
Molecule: messenger RNA, 263 nt
Organism: Cladocopium goreaui
Lineage: Eukaryota; Dinophyceae; Suessiales; Symbiodiniaceae
Source: the annotation of a GenBank genome assembly